Molecule: messenger RNA, 2430 nt
Organism: Rosa chinensis
Lineage: Eukaryota; Viridiplantae; Streptophyta; Magnoliopsida; Rosales; Rosaceae
Product: E3 ubiquitin-protein ligase RNF14
Exons: 7
Coding region: 45-2153 (702 amino acids)
Biological process (GO): positive regulation of proteasomal ubiquitin-dependent protein catabolic process; ubiquitin-dependent protein catabolic process; protein polyubiquitination
Cellular component (GO): ubiquitin ligase complex; cytoplasm
Molecular function (GO): zinc ion binding; ubiquitin conjugating enzyme binding; ubiquitin protein ligase activity
Source: RefSeq, a predicted model, not a curated record
UUGGUGUGCUGUUUGUUGCGUCUGUACUGUGUAGCAGUAGAAACAUGAACGACAGAGGUAAUAACCAAGCGGACGGAUCUCCGGUGAGAAAGACCAGAAGAGGACGCAGAGGAGGAGGAGGAGGAGGAGGACGGGAACAACACCACCCUUCUCUCCAAAUCGACGAUGCAUUAAAACUCAACGAUCUUCAGUCACCUUUGAGUUGUCAGCCUCAGACGCAUGAACCCACCACCUCGACACCCAGAAACCACAGAAAUCCGAGGUCGGCAUCCGGGAAUCGAGGUGCCCAUGUAUUCAAACCUCGGUUUGUCAAGAAAUCUGAGUUGGGUUCUUCUUCGACUGGCGGAGUGGGUUCUUCUUCGAAUGGAGUAGUAGUGGGUUCUUCUUCUUCGAAGAAUGAACAAGUGGGUGCUUUGAAUGAUGAGGUGGGGUCUCUGAGUAUUGGUGAGGGAGAAAGUGGGCAGCAAGCGAAGCAAGAAGAAGAGAGAGUUGGGGCUAGUGUAGAGAAUGCUGCUGAGGUGUCUGAGCGUGGGAAAGAAGAGGAUGAUAAUGCUGUGACAAGAUUGGAAGAGCUGCAGCGCGGUGUCGAAGAGCCGGAGUUGUCAGAAGAGCAGCUGAGGAUCAAUGAUCAGGCUCAGGAGGAUGAGUUGCUUGCUAUGGAGUCCAUUUUUGGAGACAACGUUAUCAUCCUUGAAAGACAACGAGGCCUUCGAUGUUUUCAGAUUCGUAUACACAUUGAAGCUCCUGGUGAAAUUGCUGUUUCUACUAAGUUGAAUUCAUCUAGUGACCUUAAGUACACAAGUAGUAGUUCUGAUGACUUCUCAUACUCCUUCACAGUCCAGCAUCUUCCACCAAUUAUGUUGACAUGUGCGUUACCCAAAUCAUAUCCAAGCCACCAGCCACCUUAUUUCACACUAUCUGUUCAAUGGUUGGAUUCUAUUAAAAUUUCCAAUUUGUGUUCCAUGCUGGACUCAUUAUGGAUGGACCAACAAGGACAGGAGGUUAUAUACCAAUGGGUGGAAUGGCUACAAAGUUCUUCUCUUUCUCAUCUUGGGUUUAAUGAGGAAAUAAUGCUUGGUCCUUAUGGUAGUAGAGAUGCUGGAGAUAGACGUGCACUCACAGGAAUUGUAUCCCCGGAUGCAGAUAUUCCUUUUCUUCGAAGUUACAAUAAUGAUAGACUCCAUGAGAACUUCCGCAACAGUUUGCAGGAAUGCUGCAUCUGUUUUACUGAGUAUGCAGGCGCUGAGUUUGUCAGGCUGCCUUGCAAGCAUUUCUUCUGCUGGAAAUGCAUGAAGACUUAUUCUGACAUGCAUGUCAAGGAAGGUACCAUCACCAAAUUGAACUGUCCUGAUACAAAAUGUCAGGGUAUGAUCCCACCAGGUUUGCUAAAACGAUUGCUUGGCGAUGAAGAGUUUGAACGUUGGGAGUCCUUGAUGUUAGAAAAAACACUCGAUUCAAUGUCUGAUGUUGUGUCUUGUCCAAGAUGUAAAACACCCUGCAUAGAAGAUGAAGAUGAUCAUGCCCAAUGCUCAAAGUGCUUCUUUAGCUUCUGUACACUGUGCUGGGAGCGGCGUCAUGUGGGUGUUCAAUGUAUGACACCAGAAAUGAAGCUCCGUAUCCUCCAGGAACGUCAAAACUUCAGUCAGUUAGGCGAUGAGCAAAAGCGGAGAGAAAAAGAAAUGAUCAAUGAGAUCCUCAGUGUGAGAGUAAUACUUAGCGAUGCAAAGCAAUGCCCGGCUUGCAACAUGGCAAUAUCGCGAGUUGAAGGUUGCAACAAGAUGGUGUGUGAAAAUUGUGGGCAGUACUUCUGCUACAACUGUGGAAGCGGAAUAACGGGAUAUGAACAUUUCAGGGAUGGGCAAUGUGAACUGUUCCCCCAAGAAACAAUUCGGAACUGGCAGGCACAGAUGAAUCCUCGCCAGAAUUUGGGUCAGAUACACGCUGAACAGGUCGCUGAACUGGUUGCCCAACAGGUAGCUGUACACGGACAAUUAUGUCCCAGUUGUGGUCAGUUUAAUGCAAAGUUUAACAACAACAAUCAUAUAUCUUGCUGGGCAUGCCAACACCACUUUUGCUACUUAUGCAAAGAGACCGUGAGGCGAAGCUCUCAGCAUUAUGGACCGAAGGGUUGCAAACAACACACACCAGGAUAGUAAAACACAGCUGCCAUACUACUGAAAGCCACAACUCGAUCAUCCAAAUCCUUCCAUCCAUAUAGAUCAAACCUCACUGUUACAUGAUCAUAAUUUUAUGCAGCAGAGUUGCUGGAUUCGGAUCACAUAUAUCCGGACUUAUAGUUGCUCAUCAGUAUUGUAAAGUUUAUAUUUAUUCUUUUUAUUGGGAAAUACAAAUGUAUAUUGAUGAUGAGUGUAAAGUUUGGUUUCGAAUAAAACGGCAGCUGAAGCUGGGGUUUGCCUUGCUUCAAAUACA